AUGGAGGUGAAGACGAUGGUAACAGAUCUAAAGGAAGAGGUCAAGUUAGAGGCGAAGAAGGAGAUAAAGGUGGAGGUGGCGCCAACAGUAGCAGCAAUAAAGGAAGAGAUCAAGCUGGAGGUGAAGGAGAAGGCGAUAAAGGUGGAGGUGGCACCAAUGAUGGUAGAGAUGAAGGAAGAGGUGGUCAAGCCGGGGGUGGAGGAGGAGAUAGAGAUGGUGCUGGUAGUGGUGGAGGAGGUGGAGGAGGAAAAAAAGGAGGUGGAGGAGAAGAAGAAAAAGAAAGUGACGAAAAAGAGGAAAUCGAGGAAACAGAAGAAGAAAACGACGCAGGAGAAGAUGAAGAAAUCGAAAAAAAAACGUCACCAACAAUCAUCCUGUGGAGGCUUGGUUAGUCAUCUGCGAUAUGAAAGCUUCUGCCCAUGCGGUGCUUCGUUGAUCUGCGAGAAGUGUGGUCUGGGACCUCCUAAAGCCUGUCAAGGAGACAUAGCUACGUACCACGAUACAAUCAAAGUAGCAGAAGGCUGUGUGUUGCACACGCCGAUGCAAGCUGGAUCAGGAUCACCACAACCCUCGCUGAACUUCAUAAUGGACUCAGGCGCACACAGCCACAUGACAUGGAACGGGGACCCUGGUUUUCUGAAACCGUACCCUUGCAAGGUCGACCUGCCGAUUAGAGGUGUCAAAGGAGUCGGCGGGAAGAUUUGCAUAGUUUCUGGAUGCGGGUACAUCAACACUGGUGCCAUAACACUCGAGGGCGUGUUACAUGUUCCUGAUGGGGGUGUAAAUCUGGUCUCCCUUUCUAAGCUUGUGGACGACUACUCCGCGAGGGUGGUGUUUGACAAGAAGUUGUUCUCGGUCAAGAGGCUUCAGGACAAAGAGAUGAUAGGGAAUGGCCACAGGGUGGGCAGCCAUUACUUUCUCGAUCAUUUCCUGCCAGGCUGUCUGUACGUCGACCAACUGCAAACAACACAACAUGUCCAGCAGAGAGAUGGAUCAUUUGCUUCGUCAUCUCGAGCAACUAGGUUCUGA
Miscanthus lutarioriparius is the source of this 1029-nucleotide messenger RNA. NCBI's taxonomy places the organism in Eukaryota, Viridiplantae, Streptophyta, Magnoliopsida, Poales, Poaceae. The record is from the annotation of a GenBank genome assembly.